Messenger RNA from Notothenia coriiceps (black rockcod), 811 nucleotides. RefSeq names its product protein CFAP46-like. The transcript is spliced from 7 exons. The record is from RefSeq and is a predicted model, not a curated record. NCBI's taxonomy places the organism in Eukaryota, Metazoa, Chordata, Actinopteri, Perciformes, Nototheniidae. Gene Ontology annotation, biological process: axoneme assembly; cilium movement involved in cell motility. Bases 98 to 811 code for a protein of 237 amino acids. Gene Ontology annotation, molecular function: protein binding.
UAGAAUUGUGAGGACCUGCAGUCAGCUUGGUUUGGAGACACUGUCACCAUAUCAGGAGAAGCUCCUGAAUCUGAGCAGAAUCCAAGAGCAAGAACAGAUGGGGUGCCACAAAGCCAUUGCUUUCUCACAGGAGAGGAGAGGCCUUCACACGGCUUACAAUCAGAAACUGAAGGUGGAUGAAGCGGCUGGUUCUGGGCCACAGAGGAUGGAUGUGUGUGCUCAGGAGAUCUGGCUGGACAAGGCGGAGGUGUGCCUCAGCAUGGGGCUCUGUCAGCCAGCCAGGCAGCUCCUGGCAGAGACGCACCGUGUGGCUGUGGAGCUUGGAGACAAGAAAGCAGUGGCUAGGAGUCUGCUCAGUCUGGCUGUUCUGGCGUGUGAAGAGCAGAACUACGCCCAGGCUCCGAUCCUGCUGGACAAAGCCCGGGCCCUGGGGGGGGUGGAGGAAUUCUGGUACCAGCUCACCCUCACCACGGUCAGAGCUGUAGUAGGCCAGAGAGACCCAGACGCACACAUCAAGGUUGAUCAGAUUAUAAAACACAGCUGUGGAGCUCUGAAGCGGGUUCUGGAGCAGCGGGUGAACCGAGUACCAGAAAUCUCUUUCUUCAUCACUUCGUUAGAGAUGAGAGGUGCCAUUGAAUGUGUACGUGCCCUUGGUGGUGACCCUGGAGAGACCCUCAGCAGCAGUGAGACCACCCAGAGGCUGAUGUCUGCCUGUGAGACACUCAGAGAGUCUGCCAGUGGCUUCACUAAGCUCGGCUUCAGAGAACACGCUGCAGAGGCACAUGUGGAGUAUGCAACCGGUCAGAGGUGA